Molecule: messenger RNA, 1332 nt
Organism: Pieris macdunnoughi
Lineage: Eukaryota; Metazoa; Arthropoda; Insecta; Lepidoptera; Pieridae
Source: the annotation of a GenBank genome assembly
AUGUCUGAAACCAAUUGCAAAGAUGAAGAAGACACCUUUCCUCUCCAUGAAUGUGUUUUCGGAGGCGAUGUUCGAAAACUGUCAUCAUUACUACGAACUAACGAUGUCACCAAAAAGGACAAGCAUGGAAAUACAGCGCUACACUUGGCGGUAAUGCUAGGGCGAAAGGAUUGCGUGCAACUGCUUCUAGCUCAUGGGGCACCUGUGAAGGUUAAAAACCUGGCUGGGUGGUCACCACUUGCUGAAGCAAUUAGCUAUGGUGAUCGCCAAUCAAUUUCAUCACUUGUACGUAAACUUAAACAGCAAGCUCGAGAGCAAAUGGAGUUGAGGAGACCUGAUCUUAUUAGGGCAUUAGAACAGAUACAAGAUUUUUACAUGGAACUUAAAUGGGAUUUUCAUUCUUGGGUUCCAUUGGUGUCCAGAAUUUUACCAUCAGAUAUUUGUAAAAUCUAUAAAUCUGGAUCUAGAAUCAGAUUAGAUACUACAUUAGUUGAUUUCACCGAUAUGAAGUGGGAACGGGGAGAUCUGUCCUUUAUAUUUCAAGGAGACAGACCAACAAGUGAGUCCCUAACUGUGUUAGACAACAAAGCCAAGGUGUAUCAGAAGGUACGCUAUGAGGAGACAGAAAAUGAAAUUGAAGAUGAAGUUGACAUUUUGAUGUCCAGUGAUAUUUUAGCAGCUCAAAUGUCUACCAAAGGUAUCUUAUUUUCUAGAGCUCAAUCAGGCUGGAUAUUUAGAGAAGACCGAAAAGAAACUGUGGCAGGGAUAUAUAAAAGUGAUGUAUAUACAAUAACAGGUCUAGUUUUAGAAUCCAGGAAAAGAAGAGAACACUUAUCAACAGAUGACUUACAAAAGAAUAAAGCAAUAAUAGAAAGUUGGACUAGAGGUAACACCCAGAAUUUAGAUACUAAUGGAGAGCCAGUCCGUCGGGCGUCCCUAAACCCUCCUCCGGAAACUGGUGUUGAUUGGAAUGUAUACAUAUCAUCACCUCCAGGUGAAUACCCCAGUCUAGGAAGGGAACUUGUGUAUAAAGAAUCUUCACGUAAUUUCCGCGCCACUCUUGCCAUGAGUGAUGACUUUCCACUUAGUGUUGACAUGCUACUUAAUGUUUUAGAGGUUAUAGCACCUUUUAAACACUUUGCUAAAUUAAGGCAGUUUAUUGCAAUGAAGUUACCAAAAGGAUUUCCUGUAAAGAUUGAUAUACCAAUCUUGCCUACAGUUACAGCCAAGAUAACGUUCCAAAGCUUUGAGUUUCGUGAUAACAAUCCUCCUCAUUUAUUUGUAGUUCCAGAAGACUUUGUAGAAGAUCCUUUACGUUUUCCUGAUUUAUGA